Auanema sp. JU1783 is the source of this 1821-nucleotide messenger RNA. The record is from the annotation of a GenBank genome assembly. Lineage: Eukaryota; Metazoa; Nematoda; Chromadorea; Rhabditida; Rhabditidae.
AUGCUAAAAUUUGCAUACGCCCUAUUAUCUUUACUCUCUUUUCUCUGUACUAUCUAUGCUCUGCCCAACAGCAUAUCCGGAAUACAAUGUCCAUUCGAAUGCGAGUGUGAUCAACUACCAAGUUCAAAUAUUAACACAUCAAGCACAAAUGGCCUUUCACCGUUCUACUCAAUAUAUUGUCAUAACGGUGGAAUUAAUGAUGUGAAACUGUCAUAUAUUCUUUCACGACUUCCAACUAAUCAAAUAAGGACCCUAUCUAUUCAAUCACCCGCAGGACGGCAGCCUAAUGUAUUCCGCUGGAACGAUAACUUUAAUAAGCUCAAGAAUCUCAAACAACUUAAGCUUAACAAUUGUCAGUUGCCAGCAAUGAGCAGAACAAUGAGUUUGCCCAACUUAGAAGUGUUAGACUUAAGCUUCAAUAAGAUAGAACACGCUACUAUCAGCAAUUUUGGCGGUUUGCCGAAGCUUAGACAUUUGGAUCUGAGCAAUAAUCAACUAAGCAUUCUGCCUACAGGCGUAUUCACGCACCUACCAAUGCUCACUUCGCUUUCAUUAGCAUAUAAUAACAUCACGGAAUUGUCAUCUAAUUUAUUACGAGGCUUGCGAAAUCUUAAAGCUCUACGCUUAGAUGGAAACCACAUUUCUGUUCAGCAGAUGAAUCAACUUUUCGGAGACGUUCCAAAUUUACGAGAACUUCAAAUAAAUAACUGCAAUUUACGACGUCAAAUAAGCGAUCUGGCAUUGUUCAGAUUAUCGGGACUAGAACAACUUGGCUUAUUUGGCAACGGUUUGAAGGAAAUGCCAUCAGAACAAAUCAAUUCACUCCCACGUCUCACAACAUUAAACUUAGGCGGAAAUGAGAUUCAUGAGGUUGGGCAAUGCUCGUUCUGUGGAAACAACAUAAGUCAUUUAACUUUGUCACACAAUCUACUCGGAACAGUAAAGCGUCCAUUCAGCCCAGAAGCUUUCACGAAAUGCAAUCUGAUUUAUUUGGAUAUCAGUUUCAAUCAUCUCAAUGUAUUCAACUCGACCUGGCUUGGUCAUGCUGAAGAAUUGUUGGAAGAGUUGGACAUUUCCGGGAACUAUGUUGAAGGGUUUGAAUACCACACAACAGCAAGUUUAAUGUCCCUCAAAAAACUGCAUCUGGCAUAUAACGGAUUACUCAGUAUUCCUACUAAAUAUCCGCCAAUAUUCAGGCAAAUCGCUUCUUUGAAUAUAUCGGGCAACUCACUCACACAACUUCCUUUCUCGAUCAUACAAGAACUACCCAACUUGAAAGAAUUAGACAUUAGUCAUAACCAGUUCACCACACUACACCAGGAAAUCAUAGACUACAUAGAUGAGCAGGAGAAGGUAUAUCUACAUGGUAACCCAUGGGAUUGCACAUGCUCAAUCAAGCGAAUACAAAGCCAUAUGAAGAACCGUUUCUACCUGCGGCAUGUGUUACAUUACCAACAAGUUCAAUGCAUGCAACCCAAGCUGGUUAGGGGUCAAGCUGUUCUUCAAGUUGAAGGAAUUAAUGACUGUGCUAUAAUACUGGGAGCCAGCUAUGAUUUAGCACAAAGCAGCGAACUUAUAAUUUUAUUGGCGGGUAUCUUCAUAACGGCUAUAACUUUAACUGUCCUCCUGUUCUGUCUUUAUUAUCUUCGCGAAAGACAGUACAAGGGUAGUUAUGUAACAAGGGAGUACUCCCAAACACCUUUAACGACGGAUCAUCUCACUUCUAGUUCUCCUAGCAGUUGCAUGAUAAGUUUACCAACUGACCCGCCUUUACCACCACCGCCUGCCAAACUAUGUGAUAUUUCUUACUUCGGUAUUUAA